Messenger RNA from Tyto alba (common barn owl), 4116 nucleotides. RefSeq names its product zinc finger protein 436-like. Gene Ontology annotation, molecular function: RNA polymerase II transcription regulatory region sequence-specific DNA binding; DNA-binding transcription factor activity, RNA polymerase II-specific. NCBI's taxonomy places the organism in Eukaryota, Metazoa, Chordata, Aves, Strigiformes, Tytonidae. Bases 1843 to 4026 code for a protein of 727 amino acids. Gene Ontology annotation, cellular component: nucleus. The record is from RefSeq and is a predicted model, not a curated record. The transcript is spliced from 3 exons. Gene Ontology annotation, biological process: regulation of transcription by RNA polymerase II.
UUUUUUUUUAACUCUUAUUGCUCAGGAUAUCAGAAGAACUGGGCUUCCCCGGUCACACCGCGGCCACCGCACCGUGCUGACCCGUGGCCCUCGCAUCCCCGGGACACACACACACACACACACACACACACACACAGAGCCCCUCGCUGCCUCCAUGCCCCAUAUUUUUGGGGGAAAAGGGGCUUUCUGGGGGGAAAAAGAGUAGGGGGGGGCAUCUCCGGGCUUUGCCGACAGCACCUCCCAAGCCAGAGACUGCAGGUAAUGGGGAAGUUCGGUCUUUGGAUGCGGAAAGGGAGUGGAAAAUGGCUCCUUUUUUGGUUGUUGUGUUUUGUUUUUUUUUUUUUCUCCCCAUCCCUUUCCUUUCUCCCUCCAUCCUUCCCUUCCCCUCUCCCCCCGUCCCCUCCAGCUCUCCUCCCCAGGGUGCCUGCACAAACACCAGGCUUAAACUCAGUGCCCGGAUGCUCUCUGUCCCCUGGGAUGGGGGGAAAAAAUAAUUAAAAAAAAAAAAUAAAAAAUAAAAAACCCACCAAAACCCCAGCCCUGUUGUCUUUCAGCAGGCGUCUGUCCUUCCCCCCUCGCUUCAUCCAGGCGGGUGGGUUUCAUUUUUGGACGGGCUGCCGGGGGGGCCGGGAGCGGCGGUGUCGGCAAGGGCGUGCGGUAUUGACCCCUUUAUUUUUAUUUCUUUGAGCAGGAUGGCAAACUACCAGGGAAUAAAUGAAGCGGGCUGAGAUGCUGGUGGGGACUUUUUUUUUUUUUUUUUUUUAAAAAAAAAAAGGCAAAAAUUGCAGGAGGGAUCUGCAGUCUGUGCGUGAAAUCACCCUUUUAUUCCUGGCAUCAGUAAGUGUGCGACAGCCUUCGGCAAAUCCACCUUUUCUCAACCUAACUCCUUCGUCCUCUGCAGCUGUAACAGCUUUGCUGCUAGAAAAAAAAACCCAAAACAUAAAUCAACCCACACAUUGGGAUCCUAAUAUGCCUGGUGCUUACAGAGGAAGAUGAGGAAGGGGUCAGGGAAGUGGUGGAAAUUUGCUUUGUAAAUUAUUUUUGCAAAGGAGAGCACCAAACCCUCUUCCUACAGCUGGGAAAACUCACGUUUUCCCUCAAGCACAGUCUCUGAGCACUGGAGAUUUGCGUAGAGAAAUAACUGGGUGAUUUAUCCUCUUUGAGAAGGAGGAGCAAUUGCUAUGGGGUUUUUCGGGAAGGGUGUCUGGAAUAUUUGGGACAGGAGUCUCUGGGAAGGUGAAGGAUCAUGUAGACAAGCACCCAGGGUUUGGUGUAGUAGGAAUUAGCUGUUAGAUAAAAUCUAGGUGAAAAUGAAUUUUAGGGUAAAGAUCUCUCAGCAGUGUCGUCUGCGGGUUACAGAAAUAUGUUCUUCGUGGGCUGGGUUUUAUCUUUUUUUUUUUUUUUUUACAGAAUUAUGCUGUCUGCAUUUCUGUUUUCCACUUCUGCUUCCUCCUCCCCAUUAACUUUUGGAAAAACAAACAAACAAACAAACAAACAAACCAAAACAUUGUUCAGCCUGAUUUGAUAGAGGCAGAGGGUACAAAGUUCCUGCAGGACUUGGGAAAAUAUGUGGCGGAGUAAAGGAUGGAGGUUUUUAUUAGCCACCUGUCCCCACGCCUUACCCCCAUUUUGUGAUUCAGCUUAGCCUUUCUGUUAGCUUAUUAGAGAAUAGUAGUGAUUAGAUUAUUAGAGGCUCCACAGGUUAAUAAAAUAGAGGGAUUUGCCUGAAGAAUCCAGCCGACAUGCAAAUCCAUAGGCUGCAGGUUGGUGAUGGGUCGCAGGCUGGGCUCUGCUUAGGCGGGGGGUUACCUCCUUUUUUCAGGGGGUCUGGUGGCACCAGCCAUGGAGCCGUAUGUGCUGCUGGACCCGCGACAGAGAGCGCUGUAUCGCGACGUCAUGCAGGAGAGCUACGAGACGCUGAUGGCGCUGGAAUUCCCCGUUGCCAAACCCGAUCUGCUGUCCCGCCUGGACCACAGGGAUGAACCCACAGCCCUGGAUCUCCACGUGCCCAAGGACACCCCGGCUGCAGAGGACGAAGCAGGAGGAGAGCGGGAGCCCCCUCGAGAAGAAGCUGCUGAGAAAGAGCCCGAAGGGAUGAAACCUGUGGGCCAGGAGCAUCCUUCGAGCCCCACGGAGGCCGGGGCGAAGGCGGGGAGGAGCGGGGGACCAGGGGAAACGGCCGCACGCCCGGGCGAGAGCCAGCCCAGCAACACGUGCGGCGAGUGCGGCAAGAGCUUCAGCCAUAAAUCCGCCCUGGUGAAACACCAGAAGAUCCACACCGGCGACCGUCCCCACGAGUGCCCUGACUGUGGCAAGUGUUUCAUCCAACGCUCGGACCUCACCAUCCACCAGCGGGUCCAUACGGGCGAGCGGCCCUAUGCCUGCCCCGACUGCGGGCGCCGCUUCAGCGUCAGCUCCUCCUUGCUCACCCACCAGCGCACCCACGCGCCCGGCGGCGAGAAACCCAACCGCUGCCCCCAGUGCGGCCGCAGCUUCGCCGAUCCGGAGGCUCUCGACCGGCACCAAAAGAGUCACUUGGGCGGGAAACCCUACGAGUGUGGGGUGUGCGGGAAAGCCUUCGCUUGGAGCUCCCACCUCGAGCGGCAUCGCCGCAUCCACACCGGCGAGAAGCCCUUCCAGUGCGCCGAGUGCGGGCGAGCCUUCGCCUGGAGCUCCCACCUCGACCGCCACAUGCGCACCCACGCCGCCGCCGCCGCCGAGGAGGAGGAGGAGGAGGAGGAGGACGGGGAGGCGGAGGAAGAGCCCCCGCCGCCCCCUCAGAAAUGCGCCGACUGCGGCAAACGCCUCAACCACCAAACGGACCCCCAGCGCUUCAAGCACAAGGGCACCCAGACGCCGCCGGCCGGUGCCGAACCCGCCGGCGACUCCCCGCGGCCCCACCGCUGCGAGCAGCGUGGCAAAUGCUUCGGCCAGAGCUCCAACCUCCUCAAACACCAACGCGUCCACACCGGCGAGCGGCCGUACCCCUGCCCAGACUGCAAACGCUGCUUCCGCUGGGGCUCAGCCCUGGCCAAACACCAGCUCACCCACACCCGGCAGCCCCAAACCGGCGCCGCCGCCGCCAAACCCCCGCCGGCAACCGCCGAGGAAACCGGUGCUGGAGGCAGCGGCAAACCUUACCCGUGCGGGGCGUGCGGGAAGAGUUUCGGCUGGGUCUCGCACCUCGAGCGCCAUCGCCGCAUCCACACUGGGGAGAAGCCUUUCCGCUGCGGGGAGUGCGGGCGGGCAUUCGCCGUCAGCUCCCACCUGGAACGGCACCGCCGGGUGCACACCGGCGAGCGGCCCUACCGCUGCGGCGAGUGCGGGAAGAGCUUCGCCGUCAGCUCCACUUUGCUGGCUCACCGCCGGACCCACGCCGCCCAACCGGGCCGGCCCCACGCUUGCCCCGAGUGUGGCAAGGGGUUUAGCACCCCGGCCAGCUUGGAGCGGCACCGGCGGCUUCACCGGGGUGAAAAACCCUACCAGUGCGGCGUCUGCGGCAAAGGCUUCGCCUGGAGCUCCCACUAUGACCGGCACCGGCUCACCCACACCGGCGAAAAACCCUUCUCCUGCGCCCACUGCGGCAAGUGUUUCGGUCGCAGCUCCCACCGCAACCGGCACCAGCGCGCCCACGCCCAGGGCGGCCCGGAGAAGCGGCACGUCUGUCCCGAAUGCGGCAAAGCCUUCGGCCUCGGCACGGCCCUGGCAGCUCACCGGCGACUGCACGCCGCCGGCACCGGGAGCCGCAGCCCCCUCUCCUUGCUGCCGCCCGCAUGGUGGGAAGGCGAGAGGCGAGGGGGGACGCCGGCACCCCCUGAUCUCUGGCCCGAAGAGCCCGGAUCUGUUUUCCAGCAGCACCCCGUGCCUUCCUCCUCUUCUUCCUCCUCCGCAGCCCCCAGGGGCUGGGCUGCCAAGGCUCUCCUGCCCCCCACCGUGGCGUGGAGACCCGGGGAGGGGGACACCCCGCAAAGCGAUGCCUCUGCCCCCCAGGAGCCCUGGGCUUCCCUGCCUCCCCCCAGCUCCUGAAAUGGGGCUGUGGGGACCAAGGAGGGGGCGGGCGCUCAGAGCCACCCUCCGCCUUUGGGGUCACCCCGCAACUGAGGUGGGAAGCUGGUC